AUGACUACACCCUCUGCUGUCACUGCAAAGAGCGCCUACCGGCAACUCCUGCGCGCAACACGAGUCGCCUUCCGAGAUGACUAUCGUGUUAUGUUAGCCGCUCGCCAGGAAGCCCGCCGCAACUUUGACAGCAACAAACGCGUGGGCAUCGACACGGGCCUGCAGAUCAACCAUGCAAUCGAAGUUGCGAAUAUCUUGCGCCACAAUCUUGUGCAGGGCACGAGAGAGACUGGAAACGAUGCUUCUCGAUGGGAACUUCGCAUUCAUGACGAAAUCGAGCGAGGUGACAAUGACUCUAUCAAGGUCGGGGACAAGGAUGUCAAGAUCCACAAGGCGUGCUCGUCAUGA
This is a messenger RNA of Penicillium alfredii, 348 nucleotides long. RefSeq names its product LYR motif-containing protein. The transcript has 3 exons. NCBI's taxonomy places the organism in Eukaryota, Fungi, Ascomycota, Eurotiomycetes, Eurotiales, Aspergillaceae. The record is from RefSeq and is a predicted model, not a curated record. Gene Ontology annotation, biological process: mitochondrial respiratory chain complex III assembly. The coding region runs from base 1 to 348 and encodes 115 amino acids.